UCUGCUCCUCAGAUGAGCUUGGACCAUGGGGGAAGCUACAGCUGGAUGGAAUCUUUUUCUUCAGCCGACACAGUGAGAAAAAGUAACACUGACAACGUGUAACAACCGAAAGUAACGCCGACACGGAGCAAUAAUGCUCUCACACAUUCAACAAGUAAACGAAGCAGUGGAAGUUUCUUCUGCCAAAGUGAAAUAACCCACAAUCCGCAAGAGACGGCUCAGCAGACAGGCGCACAGAGACGACCACAGAGGCAACAUGUCUACAAGUAACAUCAGUCUGCCCUCCAAGCGGGACAGCAAGGGCAGUUUCUUCAAGCUCAUCGACUCAUUUGCCUGGGAGAUCGGCACUCUGAAGAAGGUGAUGGGGAAAAACACGGAGCCUGUGGGAGGAGAUCAGAAGACAGAAACACUUGUGGGACUGGGGGAAGAAGUGGGAGGCCUCUUCCUGCAGGCCUCACCUUGUGCUGGCAUUGGUGGAGGGCUGGCCGGUGCCAGAGACUCUGGCUACGACUCGCUUCACCGACGCGUCAGCGUCCUGGACAGACUGGUGCAUACCCAUACUGUGUGGCUACAGCUGGGCCUUAGCCACGAGGAAGCCAUGCACAUACUGCAGAACGAGCAAGCUGGGACAUUUGUGGUGAGGAAAUCAGCCAGCCUGCAGAAAAAAGUCAUAUCUCUACGCAUGGAUAAAGACUCGAGCGUUCCUGUCAAAGAUUUCCCCGUAAAGGAGAGCCAGUACACUUUCUCUCUAGAGGGAUCAGGACUGAGCUUUGCGGACCUUUUCCGCCUCAUGGCCUUCUGCUGCAUCAGCAGGGAUGUGUUGCCGUUUACUCUGAAACUCCCAGAGGCCAUCGCUUCAGCCAGAACUUUUUCUGAUCUUGAGGAAGUUGCUAAGCUUGGUGCAGGCUUCUGGGAUGUUCCAUUGUGCAGCAGGAGGAAGAGCCCAGUGUCGUUGACGGGGACAGCAGCCCCUGACAGACCACCCCCACCUGCCCACAGACCAGUGUCCUCAACAGCUACCUCAGGACGCCCUCGGCUUCAAACUCGCACCCCAUCUGAGCUUGAGUGUUGCCAAGCCAAUGGAGCGCUGUGCUUCAUCAACCCCCUCUUCCUAAAGGUCCACCAGCCAGAUGAUAAUCAGAGCUUCACUCCCAACAUCCCCGACACAGGAAAGCAGGACCUGAGAGAGGAAGCUGACAAAAGAAAAGGCAGCAGUAAGGAAGCUCAGGUUUGCAGCUCAGAUCACAGCCACAGCAGCCAGUCACAGCAAGAAAACCUGCAGAACCCUGACAGAAACACAGAGCUACACACCAGCACAAGUCACAAACUCAGCGGGCCAGAAAGCGUGACACGAUUUCCACCACCUCGGCCACCUCCACCUCGCUUUACAGCACAGCAAACAGCCCCUCCUGUUCGGCAGCGCAGCAUGCCCGAAAAGAUCUCCUGGAUCAAGGAGAAGGUGGAGGAGAGGGAGCGAGGCAGCAGCCUCCUUUCUCGCCUUGGCUCCUCGCUAAGUAUCAGCCCCUCAUCCUCUCCGCCUAAGAGACUUAGCAUCAGCUCACCUAUAUCCAUCCCCCGGCCAUCACUGCCCCUCUCUCUGCCAUCUCUGUCCUCAUCUCCACGUCGAACCAAAGCCUCACCAACAUCCAGUCUAGAGGACGCUCAGUGUCACCGAGCUCUGGAGGACGACACCAUUGAGAAGGCCCUAAUCAGAGCCAAACUAUCCCGGCAAAAGGCUCUACCCUGCUCCCAGAACUCCUGCAGUCCCCCAGACUCCACCGUGGUGACAGCAGUCGAGCAUGGAGAGGUGGGCGGAGGAGAGGAAGAAAGAGUUGACGAAUGCAGCGGGGGCAGCCAGCGGCUCAGUGACAUGAGCCUCUCCACAGACUCGUCAGACUCGCUGGAUUUCUCUCAGUCCUCAGCUUUCUUUAUGCCUCCUAUGCAUGACCCCAGCCCCCCCACUGAGGCUGACUUCAACACCCACCUCCCCCUCUCCAUCCCACCGUCCCACCUAGGUUUCUGCAGUAUGGAGGACGAUGACGACGAUGAGGAUGAAGAUGACGAAGAGGAACCCGACUAUGGCGUCAGCCUGGAGAGCGAUCAGGACCAAGACCAGGACCUGACCAUGGUGCCACCUGGACACCGCACAAAGCGUCGCCCCAGUGCCAGUGCCCUGGUCCUCCAGAAGGCCCUGCGAGGCCAUUUUCGCAAAGUGAGUGGCGUUUUCAACUCGCUGCUCACACCUGAGAAGAGGGCGAUCCGUAAAGUGGUAGAGCUGUCCAGAGAUAAGAGCUCGUACUUCGGCUCCUUGGUGCAGGACUAUCUGAGCUACAUGGGCGAGGGUGCGGGCACCCAGGCAUGGCAGGGAUACGACUCCGGACUGGACCUGCUGCAGACUCUCCGGCAGUUUAUCACACAGAUGAAGAGCUACCUUCGACAGAGCUCCGAGAUGGAGCCGCCCAUCGAGAGCCUGAUCCCAGAAGACCAGAUCGACCAAGUCCUGGAGAAAGCAAUGCAUAAGUGUGUCCUGAAGCCCCUCAAGGCCGUAGUGAGCAGCGCCCUGCAGGAAUUCCAGAUACGCAGUGGGGAGUGGCAGGAGCUGAAGGAGAACCUGUCCCAGGCCAAGGCCAGGCAGCCACAGGAAAUGGGCGUGGCCGACGCGCAGCCCCCGGACACAGUGGCCAUAGAAAAGAUCAAACACAAGUUCCACACCAUGUGUAAACUGUACUCUCCAGAGAAGAAGGUCAGCAUGCUGCUCAGAGUCUGCAAACUGAUCUACACCAUCAUGGAGGACAACUCAGGUCGUCUGUAUGGUGCUGAUGACUUCCUGCCCAUGCUGACCUAUGUGUUGGCCCAGUGUGACAUGCCUCAGCUGGACAAUGAGAUACUCUACAUGAUGGAGCUGCUGGACCCCUCACUGCUGCAUGGAGAAGGUGGCUACUACCUGACCAGUGCGUAUGGAGCCAUGUCUCUGAUCAAGAACUUCCAGGAGGAGCAAGCAGCCAGAGUGCUGAGCUCUGAGACCAGAAACACACUCCACCAGUGGCACCGCCGCCGCACCACCCAGCGCUCUGCACCAUCCAUCGAUGACUUCCAGAACUACCUGCGGGUUGCUUUGCAGGAGCUGGACAGCGGCUGCACAGCCAAGACCCUGCAGGUGCAACCUUAUGCCACCGUGGAGGAGGUGUGCCAGCUGUGCGCCCGCAAGUUCAAAGUGUCUGACCCCGAAAACUACGGCCUGUUCCUGUUGAUGGAGGGCAACAGCCAGCAGCUGGCCCCAGACACCCACCCUCAAAAGAUAAAGGCUGAGCUGCACAGCCGCCCGCAAGCCGGUCCCUUCUACUUCGUCUUCCGUCGCGUGGCCAGUAGCAGCACCGCCCAGCUAUCUGCUCCCCUUCAUGUGGCGCCCAACCUCAACGACCUCACCGUGACCUCUGACACAAAGGCCAACCUGAACGACCUCAGCACGGACCUGUCGACUGACUCCCCCAAACCCAGAGUCAGCUUAGGCCUGAGCCUGCCACCGAGCCACCUCAGCAGCUCCAUCUCUGUGUGACUGUAGCAGCGAGCAGAAGCCUGAACAAGCUCUUUGUCUGCCGCAGUGUCACCCAUAACUCCAGUAAACAAAAACAUGUGGAGACACACGAGCUGGGCUCAGCGCUGUGGCGUGCCAGUCUUUGCAAAGCCGGACUUCUCCUUUCUUAGUCUGGGGAAGGUUCUGUCUGACAGGCCAGUUAUUUGUCUUCCUGCUCUGGAUUUCUUAUCAGGGUAACUUUGUGGUAAACAGCUCUGUCAGUUGCUGUUUCCACCUCCUGAUGGAGGGAAUCUGAGCUCAGACACAUGGGACAGUUCCUUUAAGUAUACAAAUAGAUGUAGGUUAUAUAUGUCAUUUAAGUUUACGUCUCACAGUUGCUGGUAAACUGUAACUUUAUUGUUUGAAUUUUAAAAAGAUAAUCCUUCAGAUUGUUGAUUUGUGUGGAUUUAGCGGCACCUGGUGGUGACUGAUGCACAAAGCCAUUUAAAAAAGAGAGAAUGAAGCCACUUCUAAUACAACAACAAACAAAACAAUGUUAUUAAUAAUAAUAAUAAAAACCCAGCAUGCAAUGCGCUGGACAGUCUGAUUUCUUUAUUAAAAAAGAGAAAAGAUUCUAGUGGUUUCAUGGUAAAUGUGCUAGUGUUAAUAAUGAUUAUUACUAACAAAAUAUAUAUAAUAGGUAUAAGGUUAUAUAGGUUUGCAAUGAUUCACUCAUUCUUAAGAAGCAUAUGAAAAAAAAUUGAAUGUAAUAAAAUAUAAACAGAGCUGAUGUCCCAAUCAUUUGGACCAAACUGUUACCUGACCUGGCUAGCCACCAUUGUUUAGGUGCAGCAGCUACAGAGGUGUGAGCAGACCUCCACCUUUCUCACUCAAAUGACUUCACACUACAUCUAAACAAACUUGGAUUUAAAAGAUACAAAAAUUGGUGGGAUUCCCCUUUAACAGAAUGCAGAAAUUUAAGAGACGCUGUUUUUUUUGUUGAUGAUGGUGUUUUGUCAUUUUUUUUGUUCCAUAGUUGUCCCCACCAUCUGCUGGAUUUAAAGGGAAUUGUUGAUGCUGACGUAGAAUGAGAUGUGUCAGCGUGAUCAGAUCAUCUGAAGGAUUAACUUUGUAAAAUUUAGCUCAUGCAUGUAGUUUGUGUUUAAUGUUAGAAAAGGCAGGUGUUGCCAGUGUUUGUGUAUUUACUGACAGUAUCCUGGUGAUAUGAACGAGGCUCUUUCAGACCUGAGAGAUGUUGCUGGUUAUCGUUUCAGACCGUAGGGGUGGAACAGUUCUCCAAAGCCGUGGUUUCCCUUCAUACCUCGGUUUUCGUUAGAGGAGAAGAAAAAGAUUUUACUUGACCCCGACCUCAUUAUGAACAAAACGGAUUCACUCGUUACCUGAAUGGUCUGUAAAUAGUAACCAGGCAUUGACAGCUUCAUAUCACAGUCCAGGGAGACACGACCAUGGCGUGACACUGUGGGUGUUUGUGUUACAGUUUCUGAAUUGUUCCACUCCUAUGAGAGUGAUAUGUGACAGAUCCUGCGGCCGGCUGCCCCGUCUCUGUACUACUGACAAAGGCCUUUAACCCGGGUGGUAAGAACAUGUAUGAAGACACUGUGUGGACAUCUAAGCUGGUCUGAGGUCCCACAGUCACACACGUUGAAAGGAAGGUGUAGAGGGUACCGUGAUGAUGGAGGGGAAAGUACUGAGAAGGACCUGCAGUACAGCGUAGCGUUGAUUUUGGUGCUGUUGAUCCAAAUGCUUAAAUUAUAAGGUUUCAGGUAAUCAGCAUAUAAAUAUAUACACAUUUACCAGUGUCAGUGUCCAUUGUUUAUCUGCCUGAAGUGCUGAAAGACUCUGAAACAGUCAUUUUAAGUUCCAGAUUUUAUUGUUUCCCUUGGCACAAAAUAGAAAAAGAGCAGUAAAAAUAAAAUGAAUGAAGGAAUGAAAAUAUGAAAUCAGCUAUAGGCCAAAUAAUUAUAAACAUCAGCGUCAGCCCAAAAUUUCACAAUCAGCACAUCUUGAGUUUGAACAAUUGGAAAAGCUGAAAAAGAUGCUCAUGCAGUGAAUGAACUGAAGUGCAGUGCUCUGUUCAGUCCUGUUUUACGCAGGAUGAAGUGUAACAGCUGAAACAGGGAAGUGAAAGUGUUGCUGAGUAGCAUUAAUCUUGUACAGAGCCUGUCGUGCAGACCUCUGUGGGCCAAGUCUUCAGCGUCUGAAUUUAUACCUGCUGCCAUGUUCCUCUAACAUUCUUUGAGUAUUUAUAUGUCUCUGUGCGGGAAUUUUUCACAGAUGGCUUUUCAAUGUUAAAAAUGUUCUUCAUGGUGUCAAAAUAUCUUUAGUAUCCAGGAGACAUCCUGCUUAUCAUCCAUGUCAGAAAUAUUCUUUUUGCACUCAAUAAAUGGUGGAAAUGGAAA
Molecule: messenger RNA, 5934 nt
Organism: Maylandia zebra (zebra mbuna)
Lineage: Eukaryota; Metazoa; Chordata; Actinopteri; Cichliformes; Cichlidae
Gene: rin2a
Product: Ras and Rab interactor 2a
Biological process (GO): vesicle-mediated transport; signal transduction
Cellular component (GO): endocytic vesicle; cytosol
Molecular function (GO): small GTPase binding; guanyl-nucleotide exchange factor activity
Source: RefSeq, a predicted model, not a curated record